AUGACAAAACCACCGCAGAAGAGGGAGAAGAGGCAGAAGAGACGGAAAUGGAUCACAGUUGAAGACGAUAUACUUACAUAUUUUAAGACAAAACGCCCCAAUCUACCUUGGGGAGAGAUCAUAGAGCAGGCGAACCUGCAGGACAGAGAUGAAAAGAGUUGUUCACAUAGGUGGAAUAACUAUCUGAGGCCUGAUAUCAUCAAAGGGGAAUUCUCCCCACAGGAAGAUGACAUCAUCAUCCAGCAAAUGUCGCUUCCUCAGAAUAGCUGGAAAUCUAUGGCAAAACAUCAUCUUCGUGGGAGAGCUGCUAAUGCUAUUAAGAAUCGGUGGAACAACCACUUGAAGAAGAGGCAUGCGACUAUAAGUGACCUUAGGCGAGACCUUUUCUACCCAGAGGAACACCUCAUUGAUGAUGAGGCUAGUGAGCUCUCUGUCCGGGGAAAGGACCUUGAGGCGUUGAUGGCCGAGUUUGCUUCUUUGAUUCCCAACGUUGAUUCAAAUGAGACUCUCAUGAAUGAUCAAACUAGUGAUGACUUCUUGUUGAAAGCUGACAUUGAGGCUUUGAGCCUUUGA
Molecule: messenger RNA, 573 nt
Organism: Vitis riparia (riverbank grape)
Lineage: Eukaryota; Viridiplantae; Streptophyta; Magnoliopsida; Vitales; Vitaceae
Product: transcription factor MYB46-like
Exons: 2
Coding region: 1-573 (190 amino acids)
Source: RefSeq, a predicted model, not a curated record